Condylostylus longicornis is the source of this 321-nucleotide messenger RNA. RefSeq names its product protein chibby homolog 1 (gene Cby). Lineage: Eukaryota; Metazoa; Arthropoda; Insecta; Diptera; Dolichopodidae. The transcript has a single exon. The record is from RefSeq and is a predicted model, not a curated record. The coding region runs from base 1 to 321 and encodes 106 amino acids.
AUGCCAUUAUUUAAUCGAAAGUUUGAAAUAAAACCGAUUCCUCCUCGAACACAGAGAUGUAAUAUUGGAUGUCCACCUAUAACUGAAGAUUUAAAUGAUUUUAAGGAUAUCACCCUAAAUUUAAAUAAUAAGGAAUUGAAGUUUAUUGACGGAAUGUGGAUAUAUUUAAAUAAAAAGAAUGAUUUGGAUGAUAUUCAAAAACUAAAUAAGAAAUUAAAACAUAUCGAAGAAGAAAAUAAUAUUAAUCAAGUUAAAGUUGAAAUAUUAUUAGAUUUAUUAACUGAAAGUGUUUCUGAAAUUGAUUUACUUAAACAUAAGUAG